AUGGAUCCCUUGAAGUACUCAGAUGGUCUCUGGCGUAUCGGAUUAAUACUUGUGUCCGCCACCGCCGUAUACUAUCUCCUCUCCCGGGGGCUUGGAAAAUCCCUUUUAGCUCAAGUCACCCUCAACCGCAGAGAUCGUACCUCCAGAAUCCCACCGCGGUCUUUCUCUCCAGAGCAAAAGUCAGCUGGCGAUUCUGCUUCAUCCUCCAGCUACAGCCACACACUACCGCCCCAGUGCAGGCAAGUCUUGACCGAGAACAACAGCAAUGCUGCACCCCCGCGCGACGCGAGAGAGAAAGAAGUGCGCAGGAAUAUCCUGCCCAUGACUGCCGACUACCAGACCAGCCCGGGAAGCAAGUACACACCGACGGGGUUUUCAGUGCAGGAAGUGAAAGUCUUAGGCGACUUCCCAGAUUACGCAACUCUCAGUGGUGUCCCACUACCCAGUCCUUAUCAUGACUUCGAUAUCGACAAGGCGCUGCCUCGGCCCUAUCGUCCAUUCCGAUGGGCGUACCACCAGACCAUGUCACUUACAAAACUCGAAACGGACUGGUGGAUUGAGCUCGAAAACACAUACAAGAGCCGCAUCGCGCAACGCAAAGAUCUCUUCGCCACGAACGGCAAGGCCGUCCUCGACGCCCUCCCCGGUUCAGAACUGGCCUGCAAAGAGAUGAUGGAGAUGGCGCUGCAGUUCAUCUGUGCCAGGUAUCCACAGUAUUUCACACUGGAAGACAACCGCAUGCUGCACAACCGCAUCCUGGGUACGGAACAGGAUAUCCGCGCCAAACAUCCGCUGGGGGUGCUUCUGGAUAAUGUGCCGGAAGAUUUCGCAGUAAUGAUGCGGGACGAUGUGACGGGAUCCUAUUUCCUGCGCGCGGCGGUGAUCUGCUCGGCCAUGGGGUGGAACGUGGCGACGAAGAUUGGUCGUCCGCUGCAUGAGAUUCAUGCGCCGAUCCCAGAUUACAAGGAGAAGAUGCAGUUUUCAAUGGAGCGCUUCUUCACCAAAAUGCCAACCGAAAAGCCAAUCCAGCGAGCGUCCUGGGGCCUGGAAAUGGGAGAGCCGCUGUAUAUGGCCCCCGGUGAUCCGCAGGAGCAGCACCGACUGUCUCAAGAUCCAGAUCUUAGUAUCAAGGAUUGCUCCUUGCGCGUGGACUGGCAGACUCUCAGGCGGCUUCCCUUGUCCGGGGCAAUGGUCUUCAACUUCAAGGCGCUGUUUACGCCUAUUACGGAGUUCCAGGACGAGCCUGCGGUGCCGGCGCUGGUGGCAAAGAUCCUGAAAGAAGCAAAGCACAGUUUCAUGGUGUACAAGGGAGUCUGGCAUGUUCAGCAUGUUGUGCUGCCUAAGCUAGAAGAGUGGGCGAAGGAGCAAGAGGAGAACGGGGUCGUGGCCAAGGACUGGCAGGUUGCUACCUUGAGUGAGAGCCCGUGGUUUAGGGAUUGGGAGGUGAAGUGGCACCGGCAGCAGGGAUUUUAG
Molecule: messenger RNA, 1473 nt
Organism: Penicillium alfredii
Lineage: Eukaryota; Fungi; Ascomycota; Eurotiomycetes; Eurotiales; Aspergillaceae
Product: heme-dependent oxidative N-demethylase family protein
Exons: 3
Coding region: 1-1473 (490 amino acids)
Source: RefSeq, a predicted model, not a curated record